AUGUUUCUUGAGACAGCUCGGACUGCCCAAGUGACUCUCCAAGCAGGACAAUACCACCAUCAGACAACCCUCAGCAGCAACACAUUGGUGAAGUACACUAUCCAAGAAGGACAAUACCACCAUCAGACCAGCCUCAGCAGCAACACAUGGAUGAUGUACACUAUCCAAGAAGGACAUUACCAUCAGACCAGCCUCAACAGCAACCUAUGGAUGAUGUACACUAUCCAAGAAGGGCAUUACCAUCAGACCACCCUCAGCACCAACACAUGGAUGAUGUACACUAUCCAAGAAGGACAUUACCAUCAGACCAGCCUCAACAGCAAUCUAUGGAUGAUGUACACUAUCCAAGAAGGACAUUACCAUCAGACCACCCUCAGCAGCAACACAUGGAUGAUGUACGCUAUCCAAGAAGGACAUUACGACCAUCAGACCAGCCUCAACAGCAACCUAUGGAUGAUGUACACUAUCCAAGAAGGACAUUACCAUCAGACCACCCUCAGCAGCAACACAUGGAUGAUGUACGCUAUCCAAGAAGGACAUUACCACCAUCAGACCCCCUCAACAGCAACACAUGGGUGA
Molecule: messenger RNA, 579 nt
Organism: Strongylocentrotus purpuratus (purple sea urchin)
Lineage: Eukaryota; Metazoa; Echinodermata; Echinoidea; Camarodonta; Strongylocentrotidae
Exons: 2
Coding region: 1-579 (192 amino acids)
Source: RefSeq, a predicted model, not a curated record